AUGGCGGCCGGCAGGAGAGCCCCGAAGAGCGGGCUGCUGGAGCUGCGAGCCCCGGGCGAGCAGUGGCUGCGAGUCCUGGUCACUCUGGCCGAAGACUUCCUGACCGUGAGCCCCGGCAAGGGCGCGGGGGCCGAGGAGCCGCCGCCCGCCCCGGCGCAGCUGAACGGCGGGGAGCCGUGCGCCCAGGUGCCCGAGUCGCUCACCAACGUGAAGCGCACGGUGCGGAUCGUGAAGCAGGACGUGGGGGGGCUCGGGAUCAGCAUCAAAGGCGGCCGAGAGAAUAAAAUGCCUAUCUUGAUUUCCAAGAUCUUUAAGGGGCUGGCUGCAGAUCAGACAGAGGCGCUGUAUGUAGGAGACGCUAUCCUCUCCGUCAAUGGGGCUGACCUUUCAGAGGCGACGCACGAUGAGGCAGUGCAGGCACUGAAGAAGACUGGCAAGGAGGUGGUCUUGGAGGUGAAAUACAUGAAGGAGAUCUCGCCGUAUUUCAAGAACUCCUCGUCCGGGGCGACCGUCAGCUGGGACCCCUCGCCGGCUGUCUCCCUUCAGAAGCAAGCCUCACCCAUCCUCUCCCUGCGAGACCUCAAGGAAGGGAAGAACAUGCCCCUGAAAAUGUGCUACGUGUCAAGGAAAUGUCUCCCCAGUGACCCAGAGAACAGGUACCUGGAAGUCUGUUCGGCGGAUGGGCGGAUUCCCCUCUUCCUGAGAGCGAAAGACGAAGUGACUGCCCAGUCCUGGUUCAACGCCAUUCACACCAACGUCAACGCUCUGGUGCCCAGAGUCAAAGAGGAGCUGAGAGCCCUGCUGGCGGCAGCCGGCGUUGCAGGGAGCAAAGAGAUCAAGCACAUCGGCUGGCUCACUGAGCAGCUCCCCAGUGACGGGACGAAGAACAUCCUCACCAUUCUCACGGAGAAGGAUCUUCUGUUCUACGGCAGCCUCCCACAGACCAGGGAUGCCCUGAAUAAGCCAACCCACAGCUACCCUCUCAUCGCCACCAGGCUUGUGCACUCCGGCCCAUCCAAGGGCUCCCACCUCUACGACUCGGAACUCUCCUUCGCCUUGCGGACGGGAACCAAGAAGGGGGUGGAGACGCACCUGUUCAGCGUGGAGACACACCGGGACCUGGCAAUGUGGACGCGGAUGCUGGUGGACGGCUGUCACAGCGCGGCCGAGUUCACGCAGGAAAUCUCAGCGGCCUGCACAUGGAAUGGGCGGGACUGCACCUUGUCCAUCCACAUCGACAAGGGCUUCACCAUCUUCACCACAGAGCCUGGCAUCAGCAGGACCAUCCUGCUGCAGCAGCCCUUCGAGAAGCUGCAGAUGUCCUCUGACGACGGGGCCAAGAUGCUCUACCUGGACUUCGGCAGCGCAGAGGGAGAGAUUCAACUGGACCUUCACUCCUGCCCCAAAACCAUCGUCUUCAUUAUCCACUCAUUCCUAUCCGCCAAAGUGACCCGGCUCGGGCUGCUGGCAUAG
Molecule: messenger RNA, 1473 nt
Organism: Emys orbicularis (European pond turtle)
Lineage: Eukaryota; Metazoa; Chordata; Testudines; Emydidae
Gene: SNTA1
Product: syntrophin alpha 1
Exons: 8
Coding region: 1-1473 (490 amino acids)
Cellular component (GO): dystrophin-associated glycoprotein complex; neuromuscular junction; sarcolemma
Molecular function (GO): structural molecule activity; protein binding
Source: RefSeq, a predicted model, not a curated record